This is a messenger RNA of Larimichthys crocea (large yellow croaker), 3298 nucleotides long. RefSeq names its product NACHT, LRR and PYD domains-containing protein 12-like. The record is from RefSeq and is a predicted model, not a curated record. Gene Ontology annotation, molecular function: protein binding. Lineage: Eukaryota; Metazoa; Chordata; Actinopteri; Sciaenidae. The transcript is spliced from 9 exons.
AUGGCGUCACACAUGGAGUUCCUCUUUGGAGUACUGCAGGACCUCGGUAAUGAUGAGCUCAAGCAUUUCCAGUGGUUCCUGAAACAGGCUGACAUGAUAGAAGGAUUCCCAGCUAUUGCAAAGUGCCAGCUGGAAGAUGCUGACAGGCAGGAUAUGGUGGAUCGGAUGGUGCAGACAUAUGGCCUUCAUGGAGCUCUGCAGAUCACAGCAGAAAUCCUGAAGAAGAUCAAUAGGAAUGAUUUAGUGGAGCUUUUUUCCAAAAGUCAGUCUGAACCCAACAAGGUUGCCACUGAUGAUGGAGAGACUUCGGACAACACAGGAGGUUCUUGCAUUCAACAGCCGCUUCUUCCUCAAUCUCCCUCCCCAGAUGCUGAGGCUGAAGCAUUAAAGCAGAAGGAUAAGAAACUUCUGGAUGAUAUCUACACAGAGCUUUACAUCAUAGAUGGAAAUAGUAUAGACAUCUGGCAGCAUGAGGUCAAGCACACUGAGAUGACAUCAAGACAAUCAGAAGAAACAGAGAGAUCAAUCAAGCACAAUGAUAUCUUCAAACAUCCCUCUGGAAAAAACAUGCCUGUAAGAACAGUUCUGACCAUUGGGAUUGCGGGAAUAGGUAAAACGUUCCUUGUAAACAAAUACAUCCUGGACUGGGCUGAAGGACGAGCCAAUCAAGAUGUGCAUCUCAUAUUCCCCUUCACCUUCCGCCAGCUGAAUUUACUGAAGGGGAGAAGGUUUCGUUUUGCAGAGCUCAUUCACAAAUGUAUCAGGGAAACCAAAGAUAUCCAGGAGGAGGACCUUAAUGACAUCUUCACAAAACUACAGGCUUCAGGAAAUACCAACUAUGACAAGAGUAAAUUUAAACUUCUGUUUGUGCUUGAUGGGCUGGAUGAAAGCCGCCUUCAGCUCGACUUCAGUGAUAAGGAAGAAUGUUCUGCUGAUGAGACACUGUUAGUGAAUGAACUGCUGGCGUACCUCAUCAAAGGGAAACUGCUCCCCUCUGCUCGCGUCUGGAUAACCACACGACCGGCAGCAUCCAAUCAGAUCCCUCUUGACUUUGUUGACAUUGUGACAGAGGUGAGGGGGUUCACUGAUCUACAAAAGGAGGAGUACUUUAGAAAGAGAUUCACAAAUGAGGAGAUGGCUGACAGAAUCAUCUCCCAUAUCAAGACACAACGAAGCCUCCACAUCAUGUGCCACAUCCCAGUCUUCUGCUGGGUCACCGCUUCAGUUCUAAAGCAAAUGCUCAAAGAACAAAAUGAGAAAAAAGAAAUUCCUCAAACUCUGACUGAGAUGUAUACUAAAUUCCUUGUGUUUCAGCUGAAGCAGACAGCAGAGAAGUAUAAUACAAAUGAAAACUUCAAGAUCAUUCAGUCACUUGCAAAGCUUGCUUUUCACCAGUUGCAGAGAGGUAAUCUGAUCUUCUACGAGACAGACUUGACAAACAGUGGCAUUAAUCUCAGUGAAGCAUCAGUAUACUCAGGAGUGUUCACACAGAUCUUUAAAGAAGAAGAUGGGCUGAAUGAAGACAAGAUGUUUUGCUUUGUGCAUUUGAGCAUUCAUGAGUUUUUGGCAGCAGUUUUUGUGGUCCUGUCACUCUUUAAUGAUGGAGAGGAUGUGAUGGCUGAACCGAAAACACUUCUUCAACAUCUGCAAAUGCGUUUCAGGACAGCAUCUGCAGAAGAAGUGUGUAUGAAAGCUGUGGACAAGGCCUUACAGAGUCCAAAUGGACACCUAGACUUGUUCCUCCGCUUCCUCCUGGGCCUUUCGUUGAAAUCAAAUCAGGAUCUUUUACAAGGUCUGCUGAAACAAACAGGGAGCAGCACAGAGACCAACCACAAGCUAGUGGAGUACAUCAAAAUGAAGAUCGGGGAGAAUCCUUCACCAGAGAGAUGCAUUAACCUCUUCAACUGUCUGAGUGAAAUGAAGGACUGUUCCCUAGUGGAGGAGAUCCAACAUUACCUGACAACAAGAAGCCUCUCCACUGUCAAUCUUUCUCCUACUCAGUGGUCAGCACUCGUUUAUGUGUUACUGUCAUCUGAACAAGACCUGGAUGUGUUUGACCUAAAAAAAUACUCCAAGUCAGAGGAUGUUCUUAUGAGAAUGCUGCCACUGGUCAAAGCCUCAACAAGAGCACUACUGAACCAAUGUGAGCUCUCGCACCUCUCUUGUGAAGCUCUGGCCUCAGUGCUCAGCUGUAAGUCUUCCAGUCUCAGAGAGCUGGACAUGAGUCACAACAACCUACAGAAUUCAGGUGUGAAGCUUCUCUCUGUUGGGCUGGAGAGUUCAGACUGUAGACUGGAAAGUCUAAGGUUGUCAAGCUGUGAGGUCACAGGAGAAGGCUGCACUGCUUUGGCCUCGGCGCUGAGCUUCAACUCCUGCAGUCUGAAAGAGCUGGACCUGAGUAACAACGACCUGCAGGAUUCAGGUGUGUAGCUGCUGUGUGAUGGACUGGAAAGUCAUAACUGUAGACUGAAAAAACUCAGGUUGUCAGGCUGUCUGGUCACAGAGAAAGGUUGUGUCCCUUUGGCCACAGCUCUGAUAUUAAACCCCUUCCAUCUGAGAGAGCUGGACCUGAGCUACAACUAUCCAGGAGACUCAGGGGUGAAGCUGCUCUCUGUUAGACUUGAGGAUCCUCAGUGCAAACUUGACACUCUCAGCGUUGAUAAUUGUGGAGAGUUCAGGAUCUUGCCUGGGCCUAGGAAAUAUUCCUGUAAACUUGAGCUAGAUUCAAACACAGCACACAAGCACAUUGUCUUGUCUCAAGAUAAUCGACAGGCAACAAUGAUAGGAGUCCACCAGCCAUAUCCUGACCAUCCAGAGAGGUUUGAACACCGGUACCAGGUUUUGUGUACAAAUGGUCUGACUGGAUGCUGCUACUGGGAGGUGGAGUGGAAAGGACUAGCUACUGUUGGAGUGACAUACAAAGGAAUCUGCAGGAAAGGAUGGAGGAACAACUCUAUAGUCGGGCGAAAUGACAAGUCCUGGUGCUUCGACUGCAAAAUGAGCACUGCUUGGCAUAACAACAGGGCCACAGUCACAUCUGUGGAGUCCUACCGCAACAGACUCAACAGAGUAGCAGUGUAUCUGGACUGGCCUGCAGGCACUUUGUCCUUUUACGGAGUCUGCCCUGACACAUUGAUCCACCUCCACACAUUCAGCACCACAUUUACUGAACCUGUCUACCCUGCACUGCGUGUUGUGGGCACUUAUUCAUAUGCAUUAUUGUGCAUGCGUUAGUGACUGUGUCCAGGUGAUAUGAUGUGUGUUUGUCUAACUGAACUGCUGCUGUGGUAAAGCAGCA